Molecule: messenger RNA, 3753 nt
Organism: Haliotis rufescens (red abalone)
Lineage: Eukaryota; Metazoa; Mollusca; Gastropoda; Lepetellida; Haliotidae
Product: zonadhesin-like
Exons: 1
Coding region: 521-2488 (655 amino acids)
Source: RefSeq, a predicted model, not a curated record
GCCUAGUUCGGCAAGUGUGGAAACUGGACUUUUAUAGUCAGUUAACUCACUUGCCUCGGGAAGAUGACCACUGUAUGGUAAGGGUUACCAUUUGACCAUGGAAUGUUUUUCACUUCUCCCACUUUUAUUCAGGUUCUAUCUGACAAGCGGCAAUGAAAUAUCCUUGUACAUCACAUGGUCUGAUAAUAGGAAAGAAAGCCCCUUGACCAGUGUUCACAAUGGCUAUUGUUUUUGUUUUUUGAAAGAGUAGGAUCUAAGUCUUCACCAAACUGCUUCAGGGAAGUAAGAAAGUCCAAAGCGGUUCAGUACAGUCACACAUGGGAGGCGUGGACAUGGGCCCCGUCGCACAAAGCGAUCUUAGCACUAAGGUGAUCGUAACUCCCAUACUUUAACAGAGGCUUCCGAUCAUCGUAGCGCUAAGAUCCCUUUGUAGAACGGGGUCCUGGCAGACAAACAGCUGCAGUAUUAUAUCGUGCUCCGCAGGUGUUGUAAGUCAUGGAAAAGGGUGUUUUUGUACCUCAUGGAACUUUCUUUCAUUAAUGCACUUUUCAAAGCUGCAAACCGUGGUGAGAGGGUCAAUUCUGAGAAAUUAAGAUUGGUCGUUGCAACAAAAUUCCUGGAGGGAUACGAGCGACUUAAAUGUGGAAAACCUGGGCGUCCCGCAGCCAUCCUGGAACGUUCUGCAGCCACCCUGGAACGUCCUGCAGUCAUCCUGGAGCGUCCUGCAGUCAUCCUGGAGCGUCCUGCAGCCAUCCUGGAGCGUCCUGCAGUCAUCCUGGAGCGUCCUGCAGUCAUCCUGGAGCGUCCUGCAGUCAUCCUGGAGCGUCCUGCAGCCACCCUGGAACGUCCUGCAGUCAUUCUGGAACGUCCUGCAGUCAUCCUGGAGCGUCCUGCAGCCACCCUGGAACGUCCUGCAGUCAUUCUGGAACGUCCUGCAGUCAUCCUGGAGCGUCCUGCAGCCACCCUGGAGCGUCCUGCAGCCAUCCUGGAACGUCCUGCAGUCAUCCUGGAACGUCCUGCAGCCAUCCUGGAACGUCCUGCAGCCACCCUGGAGCGUCCUGCAGCCACCCUGGAGCGUUCUGCAGCCAUCCUGGAACGUCCUGCAGUCAUUCUGGAACGUCCUGCAGCCAUCCUGGAACGUCCUGCAGCCAUCCUGGAGCGUCCUGCAGCCAUCCUGGAACGUCGUGCAGUCACCAUGGAACGUCCUGCAGCCACCCUGGAGCGUCUUGCAGCCACCCUGGAACGUCCUGCAGCCACCCUGGAACGUCCUGCAGCCAUCCUGGAACGUCCUGCAGUCACCCUGGAGCGUCCUGCAGCCACCCUGGAGCGUCCUGCAGUCACCCUGGAACGUCCUGCAGCCACCCUGGAGCGUCCUGCAGCCACCCUGGAGCGUCCUGCAGCCACCCUGGAGCGUCCUGCAGUCAUCCUGGAACGUCCUGCAGUCACCCUGGAGCGUCCUGCAGCCAUCCUGGAACGUCCUGCAGUCAUCCUGGAGCGUCCUGCAGCCACCCUGGAACGUCCUGCAGUCAUCCUAGAGCGUCCUGCAGCCACCCUGGAACGUCCUGCAGUCAUCCUGGAGCGUCCUGCAGCCAUCCUGGAACGUCCUGCAGCCACCCUGGAACGUCCUGCAGCCAUCCUGGAACGUCCUGCAGCCACCCUGGAACGUCCUGCAGCCAUCCUGGAACGUCCUGCAGCCACCCUGGAACGUCCUGCAGCCAUCCUGGAACGUCCUGCAGCCACCCUGGAACGUCCUGCAGUCAUCCUGGAGCGUCCUGCAGCCACCCUGGAACGUCCUGCAGCCAUCCUGGAGCGUCCUGCAGUCAUCCUGGAGCGUCCUGCAGCCACCCUGGAACGUCCUGCAGUCAUCCUGGAACGUCCUGCAGUCAUCCUGGAACGUCCUGCAGCCACCCUGGAGCGUCCUGCAGCCACCCUGGAACGUCCUGCAGUCAUCCUGGAACGUCCUGCAGCCACCCUGGAGCGUCCUGCAGCCACCCUGGAACGUCCAGGAGCCACCCUGGAACGUCCUGCAGCCACCCUGGAGCGUCCUGCAGCCAUCCUGGAACGUCCUGCAGCCACCCUGGAGCGUCCUGCAGCCACCCUGGAGCGUUCUGCAGCCAUCCUGGAACGUCCUGCAGUCAUUCUGGAACGUCCUGCAGCCAUCCUGGAACGUCCUGCAGCCAUCCUGGAGCGUCCUGCAGCCAUCCUGGAACGUCGUGCAGUCACCAUGGAACGUCCUGCAGCCACCCUGGAGCGUCUUGCAGCCACCCUGGAACGUCCUGCAGCCACCCUGGAACGUCCUGCAGCCACCCUGGAGCGUCCUGCAGCCACCCUGGAGCGUCCUGCAGCCACCCUGGAGCGUCCUGCAGUCAUCCUGGAACGUCCUGCAGUCACCCUGGAGCGUCCUGCAGCCACCCUGGAGCGUCCAGGAGCCAAGCUGCCGAAACCCGGUCACCUCACCUGGUUUGUGACCUGUGUGCUGUGCAUAUGACCACUUGCAAUUGCGAAUAUCCUAUCGCAUUCAGGAAUGCAUGAACGCCACUUCGAAACAACAAAUUUUUCACGCUCAUUUUCGCGCCCUGUUGUGGAGGGUGGUCAUUGCCUAUAGGCGAUAGCUGUAGACGUAUUGCGUUAGACACAAUUAUUAUAGUAAAAACAAGUCAUCAGCCUACCCCACACUUACAAGAAUAAUAUCGUUAUUUGAACUUAAAACAAAAGGGUGAUCUUUAAAUCAACAAAACUUCAAAUGAAGAUACUGAGAAACUUGCCUGUGUCAUGUUGACAUAUAGCUACGGAUAUCCACUACGGUUUCCGUGUCACGGGAGAAUACACGGUCCAGCCGGUAUAAUAAUAUGCCACUCAUAUAGUCAAAGUCACAUUAUUUCUAAUGAGUGUAUAUUAAUUAUAUCCUGUAGUGAUCUGUGUUUUUAGUGGGUGGGACAGACGAAAUAUUUCCAAAUUAAGUGACAUAUUUUUUCAACGAAUGAUAUCAGCUUUUAAAUUAAAGAUAUCGGAGAUAUGAGAAUUGCAAUCAGCACAAACUUAACAAUUUAAACAUGUUCCUAAUAUGAAACGCAUUCACAUUCAAUAACGUGAUUCAGGUUAAUUCAUGAAAAUAUACAUGUUUUACCUCUGUAUGUUUGAAAAUGUCAGGAUAUUUGUUUCAUGAUAAUGUGUAUUUUUUAUCCGGAAUUAACGUGCGAAAUAUUGCUUCAUUCAGCCCGUGUUUAAUGAAGCAUAGACUGUUUGAAAUCACCCACCCUCUUUACAGCGCCUUGUGCUACACUUAAUCCAGGGCCAAGAAAUGGGGAAACAAUUCAGCAGCUGAAACCAAUCCAGCGUCACAUAUCCUAAACUGAUGCAGGUGAUACAUCAUUAUCACUUCAGUGAAACCCACGAUCACGAUCACGAUUUCGACCCACUGUCAGCGGAUCCUGACACAACUAAUCAACGCAACUCUGUCAACGCUUGUGCUAUACCAGCCUCGUGUCGAUUUGCUAGAAAUCGAUUGUAAAUAUCUUGGUUAGCAGCAGGGAAUGAUUAACCCCAGCAAGGUCAAAUAAUACCACAUGCAAUAUUAAUAAUAUCGCCCAUAUUCGUUAAUUUGAUAUGGGAAAGACCCGCGAUGAUCCGAUGAGAAUAGGUCUUCAGCAACCCAUGCGGUAAAAGGCAUCUAUGCUUGUCGUUAGAGGCGACUAACAGGGUCGGGUGGCCAGGCUUGCUGACUUGGUUGAUGCAUGUCAUUAUAUCCGAAUU